GAUCGUUUCGUCUUCCAAAACUCUCUACUGUUAACUCGAUAAAUCCAAAUCCUGCGGCUUCUCUCGAGUUCUCGAUACCUCUAAAAUCUGCAACAAUGGCCCACCAUGUCGUCGAUAGAUUCGACUUAGGUAAGCCUGACGACGGCUGUAUGCGUCUGCAAUUGCAGAAUCAAGGUCUCCCUGUCGACGGCAACAUACUUUCUCAAAACCCGAUCGCAGAUCAAGGUCGCCAUGUCGACUACGAAAUGCUUUCACAAAAUCAGAUGGCAGAUGAAGGUUUCCAUUUUGACGGCAACACGCUUUCUCAAAACCCGAUCGCAGAUCAAGGUUCCCAUGCCGACUACGAUAUGCUUUCUCAAAAUCAGAUGUACGAUGGAGAGUAUGCGAUCAACGACGAUUUCGACAUGGCCGAUGCAGAAAUGAUGGAUGACAUUGUCCCAGCUGAUGACAGACUUUCUUCUCACGAAGGAAAUAGGGCAUACGAAUCUGACAACGACAUCGAAAUGUCAGACAUAGGUAUGAUGGAUGAUGACAUCUCUGCCGAUAACGCUAUUUCUCCUCAAGGAGAAGAUGGAGAGAAUAGAGUCGGCGGAGAUGCCGAUGGCAACGCGAUCAAUGCUGCUCCCGCUCCUAAUGACUACAUGUCACAGUAUCGCAUUAUGUUUUUGGUAAGUCAGAAUAUGCAAAGCCCCUUGAUCAUGUAUACGUCUGUGUCGUUACUAACUUCCAACGAAAUAAUAGGCUUUUAACCCUCCUCCCGCUGUCCCAAUCGACCCAAGCCAAAGAAAUCUGUUGCGUAUCGUUCCUAUCGAGAUCAGACACAUGAUCUACGAAUACUAUUUACCGAAACCAAGAACAGUAAACUUCGAUCUGAUCAACUCA
Botrytis cinerea B05.10 is the source of this 882-nucleotide messenger RNA. RefSeq lists its product as hypothetical. The transcript has a single exon. The record is from RefSeq and is a predicted model, not a curated record. NCBI's taxonomy places the organism in Eukaryota, Fungi, Ascomycota, Leotiomycetes, Helotiales, Sclerotiniaceae. Bases 96 to 749 code for a protein of 217 amino acids.